AUGAAUAAUGUCAAACAAACUGAACAGGUUAAAUCCAUAGUGUUGGAAGGUUAUGGCGGUUAUGAUAAAAUAAAAAUUAGAUGUUGGCCACUUGAAUUUUUAGGUUCAACAAGUGUAUGUGUCAAAGUUCAAUUAUGUGGUGUCAACUUUAGUGAUAUAUAUACUAGACAAGGUUUUCUACGUCAAUUAAAAACCCCCCGUGUGCUUGGAGCAGAAUGUUAUGGUACAAUAGAAACUAUUGGAAAUGAAGUGAACAAUUUUCAAUAUGGAGACCGAGUAGUAUGUUAUGUUUGGACAGGAGGACUGUUUGGAGAAAAGGUUAUAGUGCCAGCAAAUAAUUGUUUUUUAGUUCCAGAGAGUGUUAGUGGUCAAGACGCAGUUGCUCUACCCGCCAAUUAUUUGACUGCGUACUUGAGUAUUUUUACCAUGGGCAAUAUACAACCCGGAGAUACUGUUCUUAUACAUUCAAUUGCAGGAGGUGUUGGGUGUGCUGCUACUCAAUUGGCAAAUACUGUAAAGGAUACAGUUGUUGUUGGAACCGCUUCCGCAUCCAAACAUAAACAAUUAAAAGAAAAUGGAGUUUCACAUGUGUUACAUCAUGAAAACUAUGAGACACUGGCUAAAAAUGUAUCACCAGAGGGUUAUGAUUUAAUUAUAGAUAGUAUUGGUGGACCAAAUAUUGAGAUCAGUCAAACAUUACUAAAGCCUUGUGGUCGUUUAGUCAUCAUUGGUGGUAGUUGUUAUAUUAAUGGAGAAACAUUAAAAAUUGUAAGAUCACUAUCCAUGAAGUGGCAAACAAAAAAUUUGGUGCCUCAAACAAUGAUAGAAAAAAAUAUCACUGUUUGUGGUCUUCAUUUGGGUAUGCUAUUUGAUUCUAAUCCAAAGAAAAUUCAUUAUAUCAUGGAAGAAUUAUUAAAAAUGUUGAAGAAUAAUUUAAUAAAACCAACGAUUCAUGAGAUCUUACCAUUUGAUAAUGUAAUUGGAGCUCAAACAAUAUUGGCAGAAAGAAUGAAUUUUGGGAAAGUCUUAUUAAAGUUCAAUUAA
Messenger RNA from Macrosiphum euphorbiae (potato aphid), 1044 nucleotides. NCBI's taxonomy places the organism in Eukaryota, Metazoa, Arthropoda, Insecta, Hemiptera, Aphididae. The record is from the annotation of a GenBank genome assembly.